AUGCACAAAGUGACCCCAGUCCUUGUCCGACUGAAUCGUUUGAACAUCCUCGUGUUUGGCUCGAUUCUGUUCCUGCCGGUGAGUGUGACGAGGCCUUGGAUUCCGCUUCUUGGUGGUAUCUCGCUGUUCCCACCGCUAUGUUUUGCUCUUUUCUUCUCGGUUGAAAUCCUUGCUUUACUGAGGAGCAACUACGAGUUCUGGUUCGUCUCGGUGCUAAAUGUUAUCAACUGGGUAGGCAUUGCCAACAUCUUUGGCGACUUCCGUGCAGUCGUGUGUCUGAGCUUCUGGCUGAACUCACAAAAUAUCAUUUCUAUCGACGCCAACUACAGAACGUAUCAAACUACUGUGAAAUCCAUUGUGAUGGCAGGACCGUCGAUGCUGGCACUGGUGCUCUGCUGUUCUUACAGACUGAUUGUUGAUUCUACGUAUCCCUCUUUUUCAAUCGGCUCCGUAACGCUGCAAUGGCGACAGAUUGUUAUUUUCUCGGCAUCGACGCUUAUAAUUUUCAUGCUUAAGAAGAGUUACGCCAAAAUUCGCCGAGGAAAUCGGCAUAUCGUUUCCUGCGUGGUGUUGCGAGCUCGAAUGCGUCUGGCACCGGCGAAGAACAAACAGCGACUUCGACUGACUAAAUUUGUGGAUAAGGAGGCAGCUUCGGCUUCCUCAGUUCGGCGGCUACGCCUAGCAUCCCAUGGAUCUUUCAUUGUGGACGCAAGACGAAUAUUGUUGCCACAAGCCUAUCUUGGCUAUUUUCUCGAACCACGUAUGCGUGUUAUACUCUACGUGGUUGCAACUAUAGGGAUCAUAUUAACAGCAACUUCGUGGGGCUUAUUACUGCAACACUCGGAGUUUGUGUUAGCUCCUGCAAUUGGAGCAUUUGUAUCUUCGUUACUAUUCGUGUUAAUAACAGCAACUCUCGCUCAAAAAGACCUGGUACAAUUACUCGUCCGAAAGUUCGACGCGCUGUUUUCAACUCUUCAGGCGACAGCGUUAGCGCUGUGCCUUCUGGACAUGCUGCAAUGGCAACUUUCAUCGAGUUUGACAGUUAUUUCUUGGUGGCUCUGGUUUCUUUGGAUCGUGAUGCUUGAUGCUCUUACUCCAUGCGUCACCCACCAGCUGCAGCUACGCAAGCUCGGUCUUCCAGCUAUUAUACUCGUCCUGCUGGUUGCCGGAACUUGUGCGGUAGAUAUCGUCUUGGGCGACGAUACACUCUUCAAGCCACGACUUCUCAUCAGUCUCAGCUUGCCACAUCUUGGAACUUAUCACGAGUAUACUGGCACUGUCGCGGUGCAACGUGUAGUGACAAUUAUCGGAUGGAACUCGAGACUUGUCUUCGAGUUGGCGUUCAGUGACCCGAAUCAACUCGCUUUCAUUUGCAAAGGGGUCGAGUAUUCCAGUUCGUUUCUCACAUUUUCAGAGCCGCUAGCUCACGAGCAACAGACAAAAACAAGACGCCCCGGGGGAUGGAAACUACUUCGACCCGUUGGUGUUGCCCCUGAAGGCAUGCUGCAAACACUGGGACCGACUUGA
Phytophthora infestans T30-4 is the source of this 1527-nucleotide messenger RNA. RefSeq lists its product as uncharacterized. The record is from RefSeq and is a predicted model, not a curated record. Lineage: Eukaryota; Oomycota; Peronosporomycetes; Peronosporales; Peronosporaceae. The coding region runs from base 1 to 1527 and encodes 508 amino acids. The transcript is spliced from 2 exons.